AUGAAUUUCCAAGGAUUCCAAGAGAAGACUGCUAAUCGCAAAAACACCUGCGAUCCCCUAAUGGGGCCUAUGACAGGGAAUGGGUUAAUGUUAGAAGAAGACGAAGAAAUUCAUGUGAGAAGUAGGAAAUGGGUUCAUAACGCAUGGAGGAAAAGAGAAGAAGAAGGAGAGUUCGCUACCCUAUAUAAACACCUGAUAGAUGAUGAAUCAAAGUUUUUUGAGUAUUUUAGGAUGUCAAAACAUUGUUUCGACAUACUUUUAUCUAAACUUACUGAAAAGUUAAAAAAACAAGAUACUCAUUGGAGAAAAGCUAUACCACCAAGGGAACGUCUAGCAGUAUGUUUGAGAUUUUUGGCAACAGGGGACUCAUUUAAAACAAUAUCAUUCAGUUUCCGUUUAGGGCACACCACAGUACAUGAAAUUGUUAAUGAAACCUGCAAAACAAUAGUGGAGACUUUGAUGGAAGAAAUGUUACCAAGACCAACACAGGAGAUGUGGCUAUCCAUUGCUAAUGAAUUUUAUACUAACUGGAAUUUUCCUAAUUGUUUGGGAGCAUUAGAUGGAAAACACGUUACUAUACAGGCUCCUGCCAAUAGCGGGUCCAUGUUCUUUAACUACAAGAAAACCUUUUCAAUCGUCUUGUUAGCACUUGUAGAUGCUCGUUACAAUUUUAUUGCUGUCAGUGUGGGUUCAUAUGGUAAGAACAGUGAUGGUGGCAUAUUUGCAAAAAGCAAUUUAGGCAAGGGAUUAGAACGAGGUACUUUAUCUGUACCACCAGAUUCACCAUUACCAGGCACAGAUACACCAACUCACUAUGUAAUUCUCGCAGAUGAGGCAUUCCCAUUAAAACCCUAUUUGAUGCGACCCUAUCCAGGACGAAAUUUGGAUGUAUCUAAAAAGAUAUUUAAUUAUCGUUUAUCACGAGGCAGAAGAGUCGUUGAGAAUGCCUUUGGGUUACUGGCUCAAAAAUUUCGGAUAUAUUUUAGACCAAUUCAAGCUAAGCCAGAAAACGUAGACUAUUUGAUACUAUCAACACUAAUCCUACAUAAUUUUAUAAAGAAACAUGUCAAUGAUACAUAUUCUCAUGGAACAAGAAAUGUACAAGUGGCAAAUCUAAGUGGAGAUAUAUUUCGCCAUCUCCCUUUACAAGGUGCAAGAAGUGCCACAAACGAAGCUUUCAAGACCAGAGAAUUAUUUAAAAACUACUUAAACGCUGAAUCUGGAUGGCUAGAUGGUCAAGAGACGAGAAUAUAA
Messenger RNA from Hyposmocoma kahamanoa, 1254 nucleotides. RefSeq names its product protein ALP1-like. Bases 1 to 1254 code for a protein of 417 amino acids. NCBI's taxonomy places the organism in Eukaryota, Metazoa, Arthropoda, Insecta, Lepidoptera, Cosmopterigidae. The record is from RefSeq and is a predicted model, not a curated record. The transcript is spliced from 3 exons.